AUGCUGAGAAGAUUGACGCCAACAGUAGCAUCAUGGAGGCGGUCGGGAAGGACUCAUGACUUGCAAGCCAAUCCCGUGCGGGGCCUCCGUGUUGUGGCAGCUGUCAACGCUACGACACAGACGGAGACUGCCGUCGACGAUUGCUUGGAGCGAGUCCUGGGCCCCGAUACCGCGCCCUCGAGUGCGUUCGCCGUGGUCUUUUUCGAGGGGCACGAUCACGCCGGGGUGCAGGGCGCGCUGAACUCCUUCGCUGAACGGCGGCCACAAGCCCCGCCCGUGAUCGGGUGCGGGCUGGGGGAGAGCCCUUACGAGCAGCAGAAGAGGCGGCUGAAGCAGCAGCAGUCGGCCCGCCGCUUGGCGCUGGCCUCGUCUUCGCCCUCGGGGAAGCCAGGGCACAAGUUGACCCCUUGGUCAUCGCCGGCGUCAUCGGCGACGGCGCUGUCUUCAUCAGACGAGCCCUCGCAAGAAUCUUCCGAGUCUUUCAGAUCUCCGAAGAUAGUCACGGUGCUCGGGCUGGGUUUCCACGGGGAGGAGUUGGCGGGAGGCGGGGGGGGAAGGGGACGCGUCGAGGCCCUCCCGGUGUACGCCGAAGGGGGGUGCUUCCCGAACAUCCUGGGGAAGGACAGCGUCGUUCGAAUUUUUGAGCUCCCGAAGGAGAAACAGCCGCUUUUUUUCAUGCUGAGCAAGGACGACCAGUCCGUGCCGGCCUCCGACCUUCAGGACACCAACCAGCGGCUUGGGAAUUUGCUCCCGAACUCCACCAGGCUGUGCGCGUUGAGCUCCGGCAAUCCCUCUUCGGUUGUGUCGAGCUUUCCCGCAGGAGAUGCUCCCAUGGUUGGCGUAUGCCUCACGGGAGACAUCCCCCUGCAGGAGCAGGCGGGGCUGGCCCGGAAGACCCUUGGCGCCUUCGGCUUCAACGCAAUCAGCGCCAGCGGCGCCGUCUGCGACGAGCUGUUCGUGCCGUCGCAACCCCGAGCGGCCUGGUUAGACCCCCGGCCCUCGUCGAUAAAGAUGGACACCCUGGAGCGCGUGCAGGAGCAGGUCCGGGCGUUGGAGCAGCAGAGCCGGCAGGAGCGGCGGCGGCAGCAGCAGCAGCAGCAGCAGCAGCUCGGCGUGUUCAAGGUCGACGAGGUUGUGUUUCCCGGCAUGACGAAGCGGUUUCGGAUCUUCGAGCCGAGGUACCGCGCCCUGGUGAAGCAGUGCCUCGCCGAGGACGAGCCCCUCGCGAUCCUGCCACUUUCGAGGGGCGGGAACACCGUCGCCACCACCGCAAGGGUAUCUGGUCUUCACAACGUUGAGGCAGACGGAAGAUGCGAGGUUGAGAUCACCGGAAUCGCUCGGUGUAGCGUCAAGACGAUGUGGAUGAAAGGGGAGAGCUUUGGGCUGUUCGAGGCCGUGGUCGAGCUCUUCGGCGACGAACAGGCCAAGGCAGAGGAGGAGGCGGAGGUAAACACGAGGACGGCCUCCGAGCGGCCCCGGGACGCAACCCCGGACGCUGCGGGCGACACGUCUGGCCAAAAAGAGGCCACUGGCGGCAAUGAAGGUGGUCGGAAAGGAGAGGGUGCGGGUGGAGAUGGCGGCGACGGGGAGGGGCUGAUGGCAGAGCUGCCGGAGUUGGAGCGGUUGCGAAUAGAGGUGUCCGCCAUCAUGCAGAAGGAGUUGUACCGCACCCGAACACGGGGUCGCUCCCCGCUGUGGCCAGGCUGGGACGGGUCGGUCUCCCACGGCGACGCCCAGGCGGCCCUCACGGUCGCCUCGCCGCCGCUACCAACCCCCCCCACUAUCAAGACCGCUGACGAUAGCUUCGAAGCCGCCGCGAGCAGCGGCAGCGGCGACUGCUCCAUCAAUGCCGUUGGCGGCGGUGGCGGCGAAAACGACACCGUUGACGGCAACGGCGGCGGCGGGAUCGGUGUUGGAGACAAGAGCAGUAUCGGCGGCCUUGACCCGUGCGACCUCAACGCGGAAGCCCUGAGCUACUGGGCGGCACACAACGUUGAGGCCGGCGCCCUGAUGAAGCACGAGUGGCUCUCGUCCACCAGCACGUCGGCGCGGCUCAGGGGCGUCCGAGACCUGUGCAGGUUUGCGCUGGCGCGGCACCGGGACCGGAGCGCUGUUGAUGGGGGCGUGCUUUCCCGGCCGCUUUCGGCGUUGCGCGACCUCACGUCGAGAUAGAAGAAGAAAAGCGUCGCAGACGAGCGAGGUGGAAGCAUGUGAUAGCCUUAGGGGAAGCUCGAGCUUUGGGUGGCAAGGGAGGCAGCUAUGUAGUCCCAUUUGCUACAAAGGUAUGAAACCGGAGAGGUGUGCAUGUCUGCCCCCUUUGGUUGCCGUGUUGUGGGGGCGGCGGCGAUGGCGGCGUCCCGUUUUGUUUUGCCGCGCUUACAACAAGAACGUUUGCGGUUUGGUGGUCGGCCGGGGUGCUUGCUUUCGGGGCGUCGUGCGGCUGUGGUGAUGUACAAAACACGUUUUGUGGUGCGGGUUUUGGCUGCGGGGGGUAUUUGGGCUAGGGAAGCCGUGAAAAAAACGUGAAAAAACUCACACGCGCCACUUCCGUCCUCGCCCCAGAUGCCAUAGAAACGCCCUUUUUUUGUUCUCUUGGAUUCAAUGUGGUUCGGUUUUUGUCUAGCGCGCGCCCCUCCCGUCAAUCGACACGAGCAGCCCUUCGUUGUGUUGGUUUUUGACUUGAAAGCAUGGUGCGGGAAAAAGGUGGCCCCAUCGAUGUACUGUACACGGUUUGGCUGGGAUACCCCCAGGUGCGGGUAUACAUGUGUGGGAUUCCAGCCGGUCUUUUUAUUCUUUUGUCGUUGGGCAACACUCCCAUCGAUGGCUGAGUGUUUCUUGGGGUGGCAUCGUUGGUGGUGCCUACUCGUUUCUAGACAGUUGACCAUGAAUAGACAAAAAAACCGAAAGGCAUCUUGAGGUCCGCCUGAACCUCGACGACUCAAUACACAGCAGGGGGGCUGUUUGCCCUCCAGCAGCACAGACGUCUCUUAGCGCCAUAGAGGAAGGGGGGGGGUAUUGUUUUUUUCUUCACUAUGUUUUUUCUCGCUCAUAUUUCCGUGGCUAGAUAGUGUCGCAGGAUGCAGCUGCGGGUUGGGAAGAGCCUGCCGCCUGAAGAUGACAUCACAUGCCACCGGAAUCGUUUCUGGAGCGACUUUUCCUUGUGCUGGGUAUUUCUGCUAUUCCUCGAGCCGUGCCUCUCGCCCAGAUGGGAAGCAGCCACGCCGGUUUUUGGGCAGUAGAGUUAUUAGAGGGAUUUUCAGGAGAUGAGAAAGUUCGCCUGACCUGCGUCAUUUUGUUCAUUAGCGGCUCAGUCGUCUAUAUGUUUGAUACGUUGGAGUCAUCAUUGUUCCCUUGAUAUUGUAUUCCGCUGCCGUGUGGAGGACAACGGAAGCCUCUCGGGCUUGUCCAUUUUGCAAGCGGUAUCGUAGACCCGUGUACGGACCUGUUUUGUACCAUUGUCAGCGAACACUUGGCCAGUCGCAAUACUGCCGCUCCAUGCCUAAUAUAAUAGCGCAUGGCGGCAUUAUGUGCUUGGUGCGGUGCCUGCCUGACAGGGGAAACCCCGACUUGGUUCUGUCCACCUGUUCGGGAUGAAUACCUCGCCUUGGUGUAUAGCAGUGCGCCGCCGAAAGUUUGGCUGUGCCCCUACGCUGGGAAUAGGGGUAGGAGUGGCCGUGCUCUGGCUAUGCCGAUGCCUAUGGACGGUUGACUGGGGAGACCUGGUACUUACAAAAGCCGUAGAGCGUCUCGACGCCGUCUGUGCAUGACGUAACGCCCGAGCAUUAUUGUGUUGUUGUCAAGAUGACAAAUCAAGUAGGGCAAGAGGGGCAAAGAGUAUGUUGGACAGUAUCCGCCCUGGCUCCGGCCUGACGCCAAGAGAGAGAGAGAGAGAGAGAGAUUGUAGUGUUGGGGGUUGUGUAUAUUUUCCCGGGUCAAAUUUUGCAUGUAUAUACCACGUGACAGAGGACAAUAAAACACAAGUCUACCAC
Messenger RNA from Ectocarpus siliculosus, 3989 nucleotides. NCBI's taxonomy places the organism in Eukaryota, Phaeophyceae, Ectocarpales, Ectocarpaceae. The record is from the annotation of a GenBank genome assembly.